Molecule: messenger RNA, 894 nt
Organism: Cadophora gregata
Lineage: Eukaryota; Fungi; Ascomycota; Leotiomycetes; Helotiales; Ploettnerulaceae
Exons: 4
Coding region: 1-894 (297 amino acids)
Source: RefSeq, a predicted model, not a curated record
AUGCACGGAGGCGUAUGCUUCCGACUCGCCACACGGACCCAAGGCUUAGAAGUGGCAAGUCUUUGCGACGAUCGGAAGAAGUCAUUCAGCUUAGUCUUGACUCCCAGAACACAACUGCAGAAAGAGACUGCAUCCACGAAGCCCAAGUAUCCAUUAUGGUUAUCGGCCUUGACGAUUGGUUCUGGACAGCAUACUGUUUUUCUGAUGUUUACUUUAAGAGUGAAGAACACACAGAGCAGGUGGACAAUUCGGGUUCUGCGCCAGUUCACUCACGUUUUGUCCAAAACAAUCGACUCCUGGGACACGUUUAAAGAUGGAGAGAUUCGCUACCUCAACCUUCCUGACUCGGAAAAUUUGGCUGAUGCUACCUGGGGCAAUCUCCUGGCCGCUAUUGACAAAGACGUGAUUGAGCUUCGAGAUCUGCGCAGCUCCCUGCAGCAUAAAACAGAGCUGUUUGAAAACAUGACCAACAGUAUCGUAACACAUGCAGCGCAUGCAGAAACAAUCAUAACCAGACUUCAAAGCCAGUUUAUUCAAGCUCUGACAGUCAUCACAAUUUUCUACUUACCGCCUACCCUUGCUUCAUCGAUAUUCAGCAUGCAAGAUUCCAUUUUCACCAAUCCCAAGUUUAAAGACUGGCUCUUCACCCUGCUCGGCCUCUUCAUGGCAACAGCGUUACUGGUUCUUGCUGUACUGACUUUCAACCACCCACGUAUAUCGACAUGGCUCUUGCAGGUUUGGGCAUCCGUUACUAGAGUUCCGACUCACCUGCUUCAAGUGUUUCUGAGCAUCAGAUGGGCUUCAAACAGAGACGGACAACUUGGUCAAGAUCCGGAAGAGAUUGAGAUGGAUGAGCAGGACGACCCAGAUGCUCCUGGGGCUGGCCAGGUUUGA